AUCUGCUUUCUCGUCCUUCUCCAAUCUCCGUGUUGUUGUUCCCGGUGACGCGGCGGAGGUGUAGCCUGACGCGGGCUCUUACGUGUCGGCCAGAAUAAAAGUGGAGCUCCGGAGGCCCGGGAGUGACGAAGGGAGUCUGUAUCGGUAAGGACGGAGCGGUGUCCGGGGCUCAGAGAGACGGGACGCGGCCGUAGAAAGUGUCGGUCUGGUCGGGUUCGGCCCGAAGGAAACAAAGAGAUCAUGGCGCCGCGCUCAGCCAAUGAAGAUGGAGUCAGCAGUGGAGGCUCAGCAGGUGGUGGAGACUGCUGUGACGGAGACAGAGAACCAGCAGAUCACUUCGGCACAGAUCGCUACUUUGGCACAGGUAUCCAUGACAACAGGCCACGCAUCAGCAACAGGUCCCACAGUAACGCUGGUCCAGCUUCCCAAUGGACAGACAGUUCAAGUCCACGGUGUCAUCCAGGCUGCACAGCCCUCUGUUAUCCAGUCCCCACAGGUCCAGGCUGUACAGAUCUCCACUAUAGCAGAAAGUGAGGAUUCACAGGAGUCAGUAGACAGUGUGACUGACUCUCAGAAACGCAGAGAGAUUCUGUCACGACGCCCCUCAUACAGGAAAAUCCUGAACGAUCUUUCAUCCGACGUGCCGGCUGUCCCUCGUAUCGAGGAGGAAAAGGCCGAGGAGGAUUCAUCUGCUGCGGCUGCCACACCCUCAAUUACCACUGUUACUGUCCCCACACCCAUCUACCAGACCAGCAGCGGCCAAUACAUUGCGAUCACGCAGGGCGGGGCCAUUCAGCUGGCUAACAACGGUACAGAUGGAGUCCAAGGUCUUCAGACUCUGACUAUGACCAACGCAGCAGCGGCCACCCAGCCUGGAGCCACCAUCCUCCAGUAUGCACAGACCAGCGACGGCCAGCAGAUACUGGUUCCCAGUAACCAGGUGGUGGUCCAAGCUGCCUCCGGUGACGUCCAGGCCUAUCAGAUCCGAGCAGCCCCUGCAAGCACUAUCGCCCCUGGGGUGGUCAUGGCCUCCUCCCCUGCUCUCCCCACCCAGGGUGCCACUGAGGAGGUCACCCGCAAACGGGAGGUCCGCCUCAUGAAGAACAGAGAGGCAGCCCGUGAAUGUCGCAGGAAGAAGAAGGAGUAUGUUAAGUGUCUGGAAAACCGAGUGGCCGUCCUGGAGAACCAAAACAAGACGCUAAUUGAAGAACUUAAAGCCCUUAAAGACCUUUACUGCCAUAAAUCUGAGUAGCUCGUGUCCUGAACAUCGAGCUGGGCCAAGUAGCAUUUCAGUUCCUUUCAAGUACUUUGACUGUUUGAUUCUGCCUGUCUGGCCUUCCAGUUUGCACACGGCUGGCUGUUUUUCAUAUCAAAUAAUGCUAAAAUACACAAAAUCUUUGCAGUAUAAAUGCACUGAGAAAACCUGUGCAUUCUGUCACACUGUCGACAGCAGCUACAAUCCUGUGCAACAUCAUUAAAAUGGUCGAAUCGGCCGCUGACAACAGUUCACAUGUUGCUUCACACAGCUCUGUCAGUGAGGCUGCAUCUUACUGUCAUAGUUUGGCCAGUACCCGUAUAACUUAGCAUAAGACUGAACUCACCACGCUCAGUGUGGAGAUGUUUCACAGGAAAAGGUUGACAACAGAGUCCAAUGAGGUCAAUUAUUAUCCUUAAAUCAUCUUUCAACAACAAAAACAAACAUUUCUUCUGAUGCUGCUGUGGUUGCUGCAGUUUAAUUUACCCUGUACUCUGAUAUAGAACAGUAGUUAAACUGUAGGCCAGAUCUACAUUUAAGGUCUCAUUUAUGAUUUUCCUGCCAAAUAUUCCUAAAUGAGUAUUUUCUGCUGCCACAGUGUAACGUUACAUUCACAGUGGCGAGUUCAGUUUUAAAGCGUGUACUGGCCACAGCUACAGCAAGAAGUUUGUAGACACAAUUAUAAAAAUGAUUUUGGUAUGAUUACAGUUACACAGUGAUUCACAGAACUCUUUUGCCUGCUGCGUGUUGAGAACAUACAUUCAGGACCUGACCUUUUCAGGCACGCUCAGUCAGUUACAGUUAAAGGCUUUGAAUGAAUUGUGAAUCCCUACUUGACCCACAUCCGGAUGUGAACCGACUUUUCAACAAACGUGGCCACUCGUGUCGGGACUCUACAACUAAUUGGGCACAAACAAGUAAUUUUUUUCUAAUUGCUUUUAAAGAUGCUACCAACUGCCGAUCGUGAAGGAAGUGGAACUGUGUGUGUGUCAGAGAGUCGUGUCUGUUAAAGAUGGAGGUACUGUAAUGUGACUUCACACUUUUCAUUUCACUCAUUGUUUGUCUGCUUCUCCACAACAGACGGUUUACAGAGCUGCCAGCAUGAGAUGAUUAGCAGGCUAAAGCACAGUUUUAAUGAAAGAUAAUUGUUUUCAUAACCUGGGGUGUCACUUUGAUGGCUUUGGCCAAUAUUCCUAUUAUGGUAACAAUUACAUCAUACUACCUUAAGUCCAGUGGGACAGCAACAGACGCGGCCAUUUGUUUUAUCUAAACUAAAUAAAUUAGAAGUGAAAACAAAUCUGAAUGUUAGUUAUUACAAACCUAAAGAAAUGACAAAGAAAACUUUGCAGCGGUACUUUUACUUUGAUUGGCUGCUUUUCUGUGCACAAGUAGUCUUUCAAGGCAAAGAGCAGUUUUAAUACUGUAAACAUUCACGUGUUGGUGGUUUAGAUAACCAGGGAUUUGUUUACAACUCACCAGUUAACUGAUGCGUAGAAUGUUCUUAACAGAUGAGACUGAUGUCUAAAAGACUUUUAAAGAAAAAAGGUCCAGGUUGUACAAAAAUGCACAUUUACUGAAUAAUUCUAAAACCAGAGUUGUAGAUGUUUUCCAAACCCGUUAAAUUAGAGGUCAAGCACCAUCUCAUUGUGCCACAGUGAACUGCCGGUUUGUUGCCUGAAACGACCACCGUGAUCAAAGUUAUCAGUUUUACAUGAUAUUUAGUUUUUUUCAGCGUUUUUACAAUAUUGUGUCUGUUUUGCAGUGUCUGUUAAAUGGUGGUAGUGUAUGGAUUGCAACAACGUGAGAUUACGCAGCCAUUUCUUUGAAUAUGUAGCACAUUGGAAUCUCUAUGACAUUGGCUACGGUUACAUGAGUUUAACUCAAAUAAUCCAUGAAAAUGUGCAUUCUGUUGAUAAAAGAUGACGUUUGUGCGACUGUUUUUGAGAAGAUACAUGUACGUAUGUCUGUUUAUUUUUUUAUAUUACUGUACAUAGACUCUACAGCAUGUGUAGACCUCAUGUAUUUCUGUUUAUUUGAUAUGAAAAAUGUUCUUAUGGCUUGUACGAAACAACUUUGCAUAUUUGUAACAUACAUCAAUGUAUAAUAGAAGAUAAUGUAUGUGUGUAUUCAUGUAAUCAACCAGGCCUAUCACCAUCAUGGCAGCUAAGUGUAUGAAAAAAAAGGCCUUUGUUGGAGAUGUUAUAUUUUGGAGUGCUGUACUGUUUAGGAUCGACAGUGUUUGUUUGUAGAGAAGAGCGAGUCUGUUGAGAGCAGUUAGGGUCAACAACUUGUAUCAGUUACAAAAUGAACAGUUUAGUUUGUUGGAAAACUGCACAGCAGAGCUGUCGUGGCUUCAAACUCAGCCACACAUUUGUUUUUAACUGUAAAUAUGUUUUUAUCUCAAAGACCUUAACAAAAACGGCUCCAUCAGUAACCUUUUUUUUAUAUCCUCCAAUACGUCAUAUGAAAGCACACAUUUUCUUUCCACUGGAGCCCUUUUUUAUCUUUAUUUUAUUGUUCUUUGACUGCGUUUAUUCUACAACAAAGUUACAUGAAUUUUUUUUUUUUUCCCUUUAUUGACAUUGGUUGCAGUGGUAAGAUACAUGUCAGUUAAUCAAUCCUCAGCUCUGAUAUUAUUUUCAACUGGAAACAAAUCUGAAUCCUCUCUAAACAAAAAUAUCUGAUAUUUUGGGGAGAGACAUACACUGUGAUUUUCUUAUGGAAAAUCUGUAAAGUUUCCUCUAGCUCACUGUUGAUGUUUGAAACUUAACAUACUCAAGAGUUAGAGUUCAUACUGAUGACUUUUAUUUCUGAGCGGCAUCAAAGUUCGUUCUCUGCCUUGGAAACAGGGGUUUCACGACAUCAGCUUAACGCAAGGUCCACGUAAUAGCUUUUUCCAGAGCUUUCGGAUGCAUUUCUCAGGCUUCAUCAGUGGAUGGAGUUUGCUCAGUUGUCAUAAUGUAAGAACUUUAUAGUCUGGUGACAACAGGUGAUGGCGUAUGGGUGCGAGUAAUAAUCCCCGUCUCUGUUCAAAGAUGGUCUUCGAUUUAUUUGGUUGAAAGCUCCGGGAGCUAAUAAGUGGACCUUUACAUAACAUUAUUUUGACUGCAUAUUUAUUACUGUGUUUCACAAAUAAGUUUCCAAAUCUCAGUCAUGAGCUAAGAGGAAAUCUGGGGGCACUAACGGUGGCUCUAACAAUCGGUGUGUGUUUUUAUUUUUAUCUUUUAUAUAUAAAUGUGUUUUGUUUCUUUUUUUAACAGUUCAUGGUAGCUCUUCCAGUUUUAUUUUUCUAGUUUAAAACAUUUUGAUAUUGUACAGCAUACAGUACGUACUUGUAAUGUAUAGAAGAUUAAAGAGUUGAAUUGGCUAAAGAAAUCACACAGCACUUCAUACUAAAUCAGAAGGCUUUGAAUGAAUCUUCCCCUAUUGACCCACAACACAGUGGCAUGUGCUGUAGCUGUACAUGUCUCCCCUGUUUCACCCUCCUCCUGCCUGUCACACUGUGGUUCAGACAAACUGGUGUAGAGACAUAACGAAAUGCAGAAGUAAUCUUUUUGUAAUACGUUUCAUCGGAAGAAGUGAAGUCUGACAAGCCACACAAAGCUUAAUCUGGAGGAGAGGGAGCAGCACAUUUGAUACCUGUGCCGUUACAAUACCUGAGUUACUGAGAUGAAAACUUAAAUCAUUUCCACCUGUUGUAAUUCACACAUCCAGUGCUGGUGCUGAAAAAAAAUCCAGUAAUAAUCUUUUUUUUUUCUGUUGAUUUGAUAUAGUAAGCUCAACUUUGUGAUGUGAUUACACAAUAUCUUUCCUACAAUACCAACAGUGUUUUCAUUUCCGUGCCAGAAUAGUUUAUACCCACAGGCCUCAUUUUUGCAUGAAACAGAUUGAUAUCCUUGUCUGUAAAAGUAUAUAUAGAGAGAAUUUCUAGAACAGUAAUAAUUACAUUUUUUCUAACUUUUAAUGUGAUCAGUUUAUAUAUUGCCACUUUUACAAGUUAUCAAUUUAAAAUGCCAUGUAUUGUACAGUAUCUUGUAGAGACAAGAUCACCCAAUGAUGCAUUACAUACUGUUUGUUUCCACAACUGUCACAUUAUAAAACUAUACCAGCCCAUUAAUUGAAAGUGCUGUUAACUGACAUUACAUCACUCUUUUGUAAACACUUGCUAUGUUGCAAUAAACUGCUCUUGAAGAUUA
Messenger RNA from Seriola aureovittata, 5451 nucleotides. RefSeq names its product cAMP responsive element binding protein 1b (gene creb1b). Gene Ontology annotation, biological process: regulation of transcription by RNA polymerase II. Gene Ontology annotation, cellular component: ATF4-CREB1 transcription factor complex; nucleus. Bases 260 to 1252 code for a protein of 330 amino acids. The record is from RefSeq and is a predicted model, not a curated record. NCBI's taxonomy places the organism in Eukaryota, Metazoa, Chordata, Actinopteri, Carangiformes, Carangidae. Gene Ontology annotation, molecular function: DNA-binding transcription factor activity, RNA polymerase II-specific; protein binding; cAMP response element binding. The transcript is spliced from 8 exons.